Molecule: messenger RNA, 1354 nt
Organism: Arabidopsis thaliana (thale cress)
Lineage: Eukaryota; Viridiplantae; Streptophyta; Magnoliopsida; Brassicales; Brassicaceae
Product: fold protein
Exons: 6
Coding region: 447-1193 (248 amino acids)
Source: RefSeq, marked reviewed
GAAAAAGAUUCGUGAGUCAUUCGCAUCUCUCUGACUCUGAUUCUCUCUGCUUAGUUCUCCUCGUUCCUUCUCUCUCUCUCUUUAUAGCAUUUCUUCUCCAACAAUUCUUUUCGAGUUUUUACGGCCAUUGCUUCAGGUUCUAUCUUUCUCUAUAGGUUUGCAUGUUUUCUAUGCAAUCAUUUUCUGUAAUAUAGCUAUGUGUGUUUGCUUCUUCUUAGCUUUUCCGUUGAAUUUUAUCGAAACGCUAUAUGCUUUGUGGCCCUUAUUCACAUAAAAUUCAUACGAAAUGGAAAAGAGAAAAAGCAGAUACAAUUCUGGUCAUUGAUAAUUCAGCAUAUCAUGCAGCAAUCAAAUUUUAGAACAGAACAAGGGAGACAACAAAGUAGUUUGAUUAUUCUGGUGGCGUAUAGAUAAAUGUUGGUUGUCUGUGGUUUAGCAAGAUUACCAUGAGUCUGCAAAAUGUAUCAAAGUCGAGCAAUGCCCUUGAGGGUAUCCACGGGGUUCAUGUCACGUCUCAUUCUCCUUUCUCAUUUGAGAAGACAACUCAAGUUAGUGACUUUCAGACCAACACCAAAUCCUCUGUCAUGGAAUCAAAUCAAAGACUUUCCAUCGAACGUUUUUGGCAGCAAAGACCUCCAUGCUUAAGGCCAAUCUGUUGCAGCAUUCGCGGUGACCAGAGUGUCUUAGAAACAGCUGCUAAUGUGGCUACUUCACUUCCUUUCAUCUUCCUCGGAAUGCAGGCACCAAGGAAGAAUCUGAACACAAAGGUGUACGCAAACUCCCUAAUUGGAGUUGGAAUUGCGUCGAGUCUGUAUCAUGCCUCUAGGGGAAAGUUGAGGAAGUACCUGAGAUGGGUAGAUUACACAAUGAUAGCCACAACAACAAUAUGUCUCUCAAGGGCUCUAAGGAAUGAGAACCCAAAAUUUCUGAUGGCUGCAUCAGCUUUAGUUCUACCUUUUCAACCUCUCAUGGUCUCUGCCGUUCACACUGGAAUGAUGGAGGUCGCAUUUGCUAAAAGAAGCUUAAAGGAUCCAGAUCUCAAAACAGCUCAUAACGUACACAAGAUGUCUUCCUUGCUAGGAGGUGCUCUGUUCAUAGCUGAUGAUUUCUUCCCCGAGACACCUUUCCUUCACGCAGGCUGGCACCUCGCUGCAGCCAUUGGAGUUGGAACAUGCAAUAAACUUCUUGAGUAGAUCAUUUCCAAAAUUGCUAUUCUUAGAACAGUGAAACAAAUGGUUUCUCUGUUUCUCCUAAUCAGUCGACAUUACUAAGAAGCAUUUCUAGACUUAUAGUCAGUAAUCUCUAUGUAAGAAGUAGAUCAUCAUCAUUCCCAAACAAAAGAGAUUAUUGAAUU